AUGUCGAAAUCAAUGGAUGCCGCCUCCUUCCUUCAAGAAGCUUUCCAAUUUGUGGUAAACACAGUCGAUGACUGGAAGAGCGAAAUACCUGAAACACUUGCAUUCCAACGUGAGAUCGGCCACGUUCAAGAAAUUAUUGGCCCCGUUGCCACCGACGAUAAAAACGAUCUCCACAACUGCUUGUCAACUUUUAUCAACAACGGUUGCAAGAACGGAAAUUCCAAGUCAACGCAUGAAGCAAUUCUCAAGGAUAUCCUGCGAGCGGUUUAUAACGGAAAAAAGCGCUUGGCAAAAUACUAUAGCGAAAAGAGUAGUAGCGUUGCACUAUUGCCUCUACCCAUUUUCAAACGUAAAGUCAAUGUCACAGGUUGCAGAAAAGAUAUUGAGGCGCAGGCCAACAGCAUACUGUCGGGGCUCGACCAGCUAUUCCAGCUAACUCACAUUGCGUCAAAGGCCAACAGGCCCACAACCGCCAGCUUUGAAAAGGACUUGACCAAGGAAUGCUACUUGUUCUGGAAACGAUCCAUGGGUCAAGACAUUAUCGGCAGCUGGGACACGUUUAUCAGCGCGUACACAAAACUGUACGCCAAUUUUCAGCCCCUUGAUCUUGACUAUACCCAGACAUUGCUCUGUGCAAAAGACGGUAAGACGAUGACACUAUACGGCUUCAUUGCCGUCACUCGGAAACACGCGUUUCCGUUUGAGAGCAUGGCUUCGCAUGCAUCAGUCAACAGCACAGCCACGAGUGAAGAAGCGCGUGCAGAGAUAGCAAAGAUGGUGAUACCUCUCGUUACCGAGUUCUCAUCACAGGAAAUGCAAGCACAUCUCGUCGCUUUAUACGGCUGGUACAAAGGCACCCCGCGCGACGAUGCGAAAGCCCUACAGAAUCGAGCAGACGAGUGGGCUCUACUUGUUAAAGCAUCAAGGCAGCAGACGGACACAAAGACAGAUAUGCACACAGCAGCAGAUGGUGUUGAUGCUGCACGACGUGCAAUCAACUUUUUUUACCAGCGAUUCAUGAUGAUGUGGCGUAUCGGCCCCAUUUCAAGAGACAUGUUUGCCAGUGCUGGCUUUCCCGGAAAGCCGCGCAUCAACGAUUUUUUACGAUACGUUCAGCCCCUGGAUCGGGCAAAUCUUACAGUGAUUAUUGGCAAACAAGAUGUCGAUUGGAAUAGCAAGAAACCCGAAGUUUAUGGCUUCUUAGAAACGCUUUUGUGA
Molecule: messenger RNA, 1218 nt
Organism: Zychaea mexicana
Lineage: Eukaryota; Fungi; Mucoromycota; Mucoromycetes; Mucorales; Lichtheimiaceae
Exons: 1
Coding region: 1-1218 (405 amino acids)
Source: RefSeq, a predicted model, not a curated record